AUGGCGGUUGGAACAAGGCUAACACCUUCAUUAGACACACCUGUUGUUAAUCUUACUUUAUACAGGAGUAUGAUAGGUUCAUUGCUUUAUCUUACAGCAAGUCAACCAGAUAUCAUGUUUUCUGGAAAAAUUUCGUUUGGAUUGUGGUAUGCUUCGAAAUUAGGAUUUUUCAUUCAAGCGUUUUCGGAUGAAGAUCUGGGUGGAUGUACACUUGAUCGAAAAAGUACAAGUGGAGGAUGUCAAUUGUUAGAUGGGAAGCUUGUAAGUUGGCAAUCGAAAAAGCAAACUUGUUUUGCAAUUUCCACUGCUGAAGCUGAGUAUGUUGCAGUUGACAGUUAUACUUUGCAAAUCAUAUGGAUCCAUAAUCAAUUGCGUGACUAUGCAAUUAAUAUGAAAAAAUAUUCCAUUGUAUUGUGA
Messenger RNA from Lactuca sativa (garden lettuce), 417 nucleotides. The record is from RefSeq and is a predicted model, not a curated record. Lineage: Eukaryota; Viridiplantae; Streptophyta; Magnoliopsida; Asterales; Asteraceae.